GACAGCUGUGCGUCAUUCGAGCGCGCCGGAGUCGCGGGGCGUCGCGCGGCCUGCGUCGCUCGCCGGGUCGCUCCGCCGUGCUGUCUCACCGGUGCGGCCGAGAAGCCGGCCAGUUUCGCUUUUCCUCCGACUUACAGGCCCCGCCGCCAUGGAGUACCUCAUCGGCAUCCAGGGCCUCGACUUUGUGCUUGUCGCCUCCGACCGGGUGGCCGCGAGCAAUAUUGUCCAGAUGAAGGACGAUCAUGACAAGAUGUUUAAGAUGAGUGAGAAAAUUUUACUCCUAUGUGUUGGUGAGGCUGGAGACACUGUACAGUUUGCAGAAUAUAUUCAGAAAAAUGUGCAGCUUUAUAAAAUGAGAAAUGGUUAUGAGUUGUCACCCACAGCAGCAGCUAAUUUUACACGUCGAAACUUAGCUGACUGUCUUCGGAGUAGGACCCCAUAUCAUGUCAACCUUCUCCUCGCUGGUUACGAUGAGCACGAGGGCCCUGCACUCUACUAUAUGGACUACCUGGCAGCCUUGGCCAAGGCCCCUUUUGCAGCCCACGGCUAUGGUGCCUUCCUGACUCUCAGUAUCCUGGACCGGUACUAUACACCAACUAUCACACGAGAGAAUGCAGUGGGUCUUCUUAGGAAAUGUCUAGAGGAGCUCCAAAAACGCUUCAUCCUGAAUCUGCCAACCUUCAGUGUUCGAAUCAUUGACAAAAAUGGCAUCCAUGACCUGGACAACAUUUCUUUCACUAAACAGGCUUCCUAACGUCAAGCCCUUCCUCCCACUUGCUAGGGAACUAUUUUUGAUGGGCUCCUUUAUUUUUUUUCUACUCUUUUGACAUGUACUCUUGAUAAAAGGUAAAUUAAAAAUAAAUCUGAAUAUGAUUAAAUCGA
Messenger RNA from Sorex araneus (European shrew), 882 nucleotides. RefSeq names its product proteasome 20S subunit beta 2 (gene PSMB2). Gene Ontology annotation, cellular component: nucleus; cytosol; proteasome core complex. The transcript is spliced from 6 exons. Gene Ontology annotation, molecular function: peptidase activity. Lineage: Eukaryota; Metazoa; Chordata; Mammalia; Eulipotyphla; Soricidae. Bases 149 to 754 code for a protein of 201 amino acids. Gene Ontology annotation, biological process: proteasomal protein catabolic process. The record is from RefSeq and is a predicted model, not a curated record.